This is a messenger RNA of Ctenocephalides felis (cat flea), 805 nucleotides long. Its product is annotated as haloacid dehalogenase-like hydrolase domain-containing protein 2. Lineage: Eukaryota; Metazoa; Arthropoda; Insecta; Siphonaptera; Pulicidae. The record is from RefSeq and is a predicted model, not a curated record. The transcript has 4 exons. Gene Ontology annotation, biological process: dephosphorylation. Gene Ontology annotation, molecular function: phosphatase activity. The coding region runs from base 1 to 783 and encodes 260 amino acids.
AUGAAUAUGAAAAUAAAAGCUGCUUUAAUAGACCUUAGUGGAACUUUGCAUAUAGGCAAUUCCAUAAUUCCCAACAGUAUUAAUGCAUUAAACGAAUUACAAAGUUCUGGAUGUCUAGUAAGAUUUGUAACAAAUACUACCAAAGAAAGCUCCAAAGCUCUUCAUGGCAGAUUACAAAAACUGGGAUUUCCGAUCAAAAAGGAAGAAAUCUUCACAACAUUAACUGCGGCUAAUAAUAUAAUAACAGAUAGAAAAUUAAAACCAUUAAUGCUUGUUGCUGAAGAGGCCCUUGAAGAUUUUACCUGCAAUGAAAAUCAAAAUUCAGAAGAAUUUGAUUCUGUCGUGAUCGGUUUAGCGCCAUCAGAAUUGCACUAUGAAAAAUUAAAUGCAGCGUUUAGAAUAUUAACAAAAGGCGGACAGCUUAUAGCCCUUAAUACAGGAAAAUACUAUAUGAGAGAAGAUGGGUUAGCUAUCGGAGCAGGGUUUUUUGUAAAAGGUUUAGAAUACUCAGCACAAACUAAAGCUGAAGUUGUUGGAAAACCAAAUGCUUCAUUUUUUAAAUCUGCUGUUCUCGGACACAAUGUUACAUGUGAAGAAACAGUUAUGAUUGGCGAUGAUGUUACUGAUGACAUUGAAGGAGCUCUCAAAAUAGGCAUGAAGGCUGUACUAGUGAAAACUGGGAAAUAUAGGCCUGAUGACGAAUUAAAAAUUUUGCCACUGAAACCAACUGCUGUUGUUGAUUCUUUUCCAGAAGCUGUAAAAUUUAUCCAAAGUCUACUAUAAUGAAGUGAUGUAGUUUAUUUAA